This is a messenger RNA of Parathielavia appendiculata, 3538 nucleotides long. RefSeq lists its product as uncharacterized. The record is from RefSeq and is a predicted model, not a curated record. Gene Ontology annotation, molecular function: zinc ion binding; ubiquitin protein ligase activity; ubiquitin conjugating enzyme binding. Gene Ontology annotation, cellular component: cytoplasm; ubiquitin ligase complex. The coding region runs from base 267 to 3446 and encodes 1059 amino acids. NCBI's taxonomy places the organism in Eukaryota, Fungi, Ascomycota, Sordariomycetes, Sordariales, Chaetomiaceae. The transcript is spliced from 4 exons. Gene Ontology annotation, biological process: positive regulation of proteasomal ubiquitin-dependent protein catabolic process; ubiquitin-dependent protein catabolic process; protein polyubiquitination.
CCGGGGGUAGGUGAGGUGGCCUGGUUGUUGAGCUGGCAAUGCACAAGCACCAUCCGCGAGCCCAAUCGCAGCUGGGGCAGUGGUAGACCCGCCCUUGCCUGGCCAACCACGCUCAACCAGCUGGGCACACUCAAUUCGGACAUCUCAACUUUGCUCCUCCUUCCCGCGGCUGUUCUCGGUUGCUAGACCGACACAACCGCCUUCUUUGGUGCGCAGUCGUACUCGACGCGAAUGCUGCUGCUACCCCGGGGCUGAACACGGGACGAAUGGCCGACCUCGACCAGCAGCAGGGCGGGCCCAGUACCUCGCGAAGAAGGAAGCAGACCGGCAAACCGAGGCCUCAGCCCGCAAAUGAUUGGUCACGGGCUGGCGAGCCACGCCCCCGCGCCUCGCCUCGUCCGAGACGCCAUGGAGAUAUAGAUAUGGACAUAGUCGAGUCGUCGUCCAACGAGGACGACGACAACGAGGCCAGGGCGUCCCCGAUGAAGCAGAAGCAACGUCGCAGGCGCCGCCCGCAACGUCCGAGUUCCACGACAUCUGAUACGGCCUCCGACACGACGCCUCCCGUCCUCAAGGCCAGUCACCGGUCUCCAAAAGGUCGCUCCAAGGCCAUGCGGGUGCCCAACGCUUCUGUGCCCGUGGUAACUGCGGACCCGGUCCCUCGGCGCCCAACCUGUAUCAUCGAAGAGGAGGAGGAGGAUGAGGAGGAGGAGGAGGAGGGGGAGGACGACGAGGAGGAGGAGGAGGACGUGGCGCCCUCAGGCCCAUCGCGGCCCGUGAGUCGCCAGACCAUAGCUCGCCGCGAAAUCAGUCCCCGAUCCGCACACCGCUACCGGUCGACGCCUGAGUCCCGCCGCUCACCGAGAACAUCCGUAUCAGAUUCCGAAGACGAUACCGACGCCACCUCCGACUCCGAAGAGGAGCAGGUCAUCCAGCCCCGCGGCAAGAACCUUCCACCGGCGCCGAUGGCCCCUGCUGUUCCGCCCGCUCCUCCAGCCAACGCUGUCCCCAUCUCGCUCCAGGAGCGGCUAAGCCGACGUCCCGAGAUGGUAUACGAGGAGGAGGAAGGGGACGGUACCUCAAGGUACGCCCCGUCGGUAGCCCGCCAUCGGUCAUUAUCCCGCCCGCCCUCCAGCAGGCAGGAUCAGUACCGACGCCCCAGGGAUAUCACUGUAUCCGGUCCUCCAAGCCUCGACGAGACGCGGAGGCGGUCUCGGUCCAGAUCCAAAAGUGCCAGACCGUCCAGGAGGCACUAUGACUCUGACGUCUAUGUUCCCUCAAGGCCUGCUUCGACGUUCCAGAGGCCCCAUGCUUCAUCAUCCUACAGUAUAAGUUCUUCCGCACGGCGUUCAACGCUCUUUGGUGAUGUCGCCGCGCACUCGGCCCGCCCAUCGCGCUUGGAGAAGCCAGUCGAGCGUACUACCGUGUGUGUGCUCUGCCGGGAUAAGAACACGCUUGUCAGCAAGACAGUCAAGCUCAAAUGCUGCCACCGCAUGUGCCAUUCGUGUCUGCGCAGGGUCUUCGAACUAUCUCUCACUGACCCUCAGCAACACAUGCCCCCGCGAUGUUGCACCUCCGAUAACAUUCCUCCCAAGUACGUCGACAUGCUGUUCGAUUCCAGCUUCAAGAGGGAAUGGGCCCAGAGAUACAGGGAGCACACCAGCAGAAAUCGCAUCACGUGCCCAUCGCGUCAAUGCGGCGGCUCGGUCAAGCCAGAAGAUUUGCGCCGCGAAGGCGGUCGCUGGCAGGGCAGGUGUAGCCGUUGUAGGACCAGGAUCUGCGGAUCCUGCAGUGGCCGAUGGCACCACCAGACCGAAUGUCCACUGAACGAUGACGCCACCCAGUUGCUCGAGCAGGGGAAACGGGAUUCCUGGCAACGCUGCUACCACUGCAAGACCGUGGUGGAGAGGAAGCACGGUGUCAAACGUGCGAUAUGGUUAGAUCACUGUGGCGCAGAGCUUUGCCUGGUCUGCGGAGGCAAGUGGAAGUCGUGUGAAUGCCCCUGGUCCAAGUACGAUGCGGAGGCGGAUGUGAUGAUUUCAAGGCCGAAUCCCUUCGCUUCUCGCCCCGCCUCACCGCGUGAGCUUCAGUCGGAUUUCACGCCUCCUACCACUGCUCGACCUCGGCCGUCAAGUUACGAGGACGACCUGUACCUGCGUCGGCUACAUGACCACGGAGAGGAGCAUCUCGCGAGAAAGAUGCACUCUUUUGACGCGUUUGCUGAAUUUGAUCGAAAAAGGGAGGAAUACGACUUGGAUGAUGCCCUUGAGCCUCGUGAUCGCCGGCGCCGUGCCGGAACUCGGGACUACGGCGCGCCAUUCGAGGAUGACGACUAUCAUCGCCGCGCUGCGACCGUCGUAGCCCCAUCACCGCCACAACUACACGUGCCCGCCGCACCGCCACCGCCGAGAUCCGCAUUUGAACCGCCUUCACGUUCAGCUUUUGAUCGGGCAGCAUCCUCUUUUGAAUACAGCACCCCAGUUCACCGGAGCCGAGGGAUGCGGUAUGCCUCUCCGGAGAGAUAUGACGGUUACAUGGUGGAAAACUACCCACCAGAAAGACGAUCCCCUCGCUCUCCGGACAACUGGCACUCCUACUCACAGGAGCGGCGGCCUCGUUCUCGCGACAGGCGGCACACUUUUCCGUCCGAAUCACGGCCCACGUCGCCUGAAACAUGGCAACUGCCCACGCGCUACCCCUCUCCCGAGCCUCCCAUGCCGGCUACAGAAGAAAGAGGGCGCCCUGCUUCGCCCGAAAGACGUCGCACUACCUCUCUUGAAAGGCGCCUCGCCGGCAGGUUCAAGAAAGAGAGCAGGCAAAGCCCAGCCGCUGGGACCCUUCCCGUGGGGCCUGCCGGCCAGAUCUGUGCAAUCGGCACCCUUGGCCCAGUCGGGCCCCUAAGUCCCGCCCGCAUCCCUCACCCACCCUCGCGAGCCGCUACGCACAUCGGCAUAGGCAUGCCCAUGGCGCCUGCGCCGCCGCCCGCCAUCCACGGGGCACCUCCCGUCGUUACCCCUCUCCGAAGAUAUCACACCAUGGGCGAAGAGGGCUACGCGCCGGGCGGCAUGCCUCCACCGGCAGAUUGGUUCGGGCCGCCUCUUCCUCAUGACCAUCCGCACAAUCACCCUCAUGCCCGCCCUCCUCCUCCCCCUCCUCCUCACCCUCACGCUCCCGGGUUGGGCAUGAUGCCUCAUCACGGGCCUCCUCUCCCUGGUAUGCACGACAUGAUGGACAUGAACGGUAGUGGCGGUUCGCCGCGCGGACCCCAUGUGAAGAGGCGGCCUCCGCAGGCGCAUCGCGAGCAUAAUAAGUAUGAGCUGCCGAGGUCGUCGGUCUUGGCGGGCUUGGGAGGCUUGGGCAGGGGGAUGCAUCGUGUUUCGGAGUGGGUGAAUUAUGUUGAGCCGGGCUUGCCGGAUGGGGACGCGGCGACGACCGUUGUGCAGUAGUAGCCGGCCUGGCUCUUAUUCCGGAUUCUUUUCUUUCCCUGGCGCUUGAUUGGUUGUUUCUGAUUCAUCGCUUUUCCUGGAUACUUGUUCAC